This is a messenger RNA of Alternaria incomplexa, 282 nucleotides long. RefSeq lists its product as uncharacterized. The record is from RefSeq and is a predicted model, not a curated record. NCBI's taxonomy places the organism in Eukaryota, Fungi, Ascomycota, Dothideomycetes, Pleosporales, Pleosporaceae. The coding region runs from base 1 to 282 and encodes 93 amino acids. The transcript is spliced from 2 exons.
AUGAACACACUGCCGCUCAUGCUCCGCGGCGCGAGUAAGAUCGGUUGGUACGAGGGAAGCGGGUUCUUUGUUAUUAUGAGCAUCCUCAACUACAAGUGGUCGGUCACGGGUAUCUACGAUGUGUACGACAAGAGCAUCGCGGGUGUCCUGACGACUCUGCUCGCGGUAGCAGGUGCAGCUUACUGGAAGAGCAAUGAUAGACCUACGGCUAUCACGCUGGGUGUUGUUGCUAUCCUGCAGGGACUUGGUGUGAGGAAUGCAUCGUACUCGCGCUUGACAUAG